This is a messenger RNA of Impatiens glandulifera, 453 nucleotides long. RefSeq lists its product as uncharacterized. The coding region runs from base 1 to 453 and encodes 150 amino acids. Lineage: Eukaryota; Viridiplantae; Streptophyta; Magnoliopsida; Ericales; Balsaminaceae. The record is from RefSeq and is a predicted model, not a curated record. The transcript has a single exon.
AUGUCGAGAAAUCUAAUGAUAACAAAACAUCGAGAAAACGCUGUGAUCUAUAGUGGAGAUUCAAUUGAGCUGAAGCAGAAAUCGGAGGAGUUCCUCAAGAGACUACAUUUGCCAAUUGGUUUACUCCCAUUGGACAAUAUGGAAGAAUUGGGAUUCAACGAAGCCACUAGUUUCAUUUGGAUGAGGCAGAAACGGUCAAUGGACCACAAGUUCAAGAAGAUUGGACAACUCGUUCGAUUCGACAUCGAAAUCACCGCCUUCGUGGAGGAGCGACGAAUGUGGGCAGUAACCGGAGUUAAGGGAAGGGAGCUAAUGAUAUGGAUUCCCGUAAACGAGAUACAUAUGGAAAAUCGACCCGAUCCGAAGAAGAUUGUUUUUUGUACACCUACGGGAAUAUCAAAGACGUUUCCAAUAUCUGCCUUUCAAGAUGAUCGUAUCCACCCUAAUGAAUAA